CAUUGUGACCGUCCUCCUCUCUACUUCGCCUCUCUCCAACACAACUGAAGCGACGGACGACUAAGAACUGCAGUCCAACUCUUCAACCGACGAACGGCCAGGUAAGAGGGAAGAGGGAGGACGAGCCCAGCCCCGCGACGGUCGCCUGCAAGGACAUCGGCGAGAGAGUUCCAGGGUUUUGGGGCUUGCGUUCUUUCUCUAUGAGGUUGCAGAAUUAUGGCUUUAGGAAUUUCGUAGGCUGCGGGUUUGGGAUUUUGCUUCCGAUGAGUGGCCCUGUGAAAAUGGUGGGACUUUCGCUGGGGGAGAAGCAUUUCAUUAAGGGGGGCAUCGAUCAGAACAUCCGUAGUGAUGGCCGGAAGAGAGACUAUUACAGGCCGAUUUUUGUCGAAACUGGUGUAAUUCCUCAGGCAAAUGGCUCUGCUCGUGUUCGAAUGGGGGCAACUGAAGUUAUUGCCAGUGUGAAGGCAGAGCUCGGAAAGCCAAGUGCUUUGCACCCUGACAAAGGCAAAGUCGUCAUAUUCGUUGAUUGUAGUGCUGUUGCUGAACCGACAUUCGAGGGAAGAGGGGGCGAGGAGUUAUCGGCUGAACUCUCAGUUGCCCUUGAACGCUGCCUCUUAGGUGGCACAAGUGGAGCAGGUGCAGGAAUCGAUUUGACUUCCUUGAUUGUAGCAGAAGGAAAGAUUUGUUGGGAUCUGUAUAUCGACAGCCUUGUCAUUAGUUCUGAUGGGAAUCUACUUGAUGCCUUAGGUGCUUCCAUUAAGGUACCCUAUGACGAUCCACUAGAUGCUUGAUGUAUUUUUUCCAUUGUAGUUCUAUAGCUCAAAGUUGAUGAAUCAAACUCAAGCAAGUUAAUAAAUGGGUUAUAGUUAGCAGUCUAGCCUGUUUAGGUUCCAUAUUCUAUACAUAUUGGAUGGAGAGCUUUACGGAUAAGUUUGUAAAGAUUUCAAUGGUUGAAGGGCAUGUGAGUACAGGUUUUUUCUUAUGGCAUGAGUUCAGCUUUUUAGUGCAGGGUCACAUUUCAUAUCUUUCCGUGUAGUCGAGUAAAUAAAUAAGUUGGUGACUUAUUUGAAUGCUCUUGUGAUGGUUUUCUUAUAAAACUCCAUAAGGCUGCCUUGGCUAAUACCGCCAUCCCGAAAGUCAACAUCUCAGCUGCUGCAUCAGCAGAUGAACAGCCGGAGGUGGACAUAAGCGACGAAGAGUUUCUACAAUUUGAUACUUCUGCAGUCCCUGUAAUAAUCACGCUAACACAGGUAGGGAGGCAUUAUAUUGUGGACGCAACAUCAGAGGAGGAAUCCCACAUGAGCUCUGCGGUUUCCAUUUCCGUCAAUCGUAAAGGGCACGUUUGCGGGUUGACCAAGCGAGGAGGUGAAGGCCUUGAUCCCAGCGUUGUUUCUGAUAUGAUUUCGGUUGCUCAACACUUGAGCGAACUGCUGAUGAGCAGAUUGGAUUCUGAAAUCUCAGCAGCAGAGGCCGAAAUUGGAGACGACGAAGAAUCGUGAUGCUGACGAUUACUGCAGCUCGGUCGUUUUUGUUGUAUUUGAAAAUGAGCGCUUUGGAAAAAAAUAUUUGGAUUUUUAUGGAUUUAUUGUAUUAUAGAUUUAAAGAGUUUAUUGUUUGCAACUUUGCAAGAAUGAUAUAUUUAUGAUGAAUUUGUUGCGAACAUCUAUUGCCAUGAUAGAUUUUCUGUCUUUCCACCAAAUUUCAACAUAUGUACAUAAAAAAGAUUGAAUCUGAGGAUUGUGAAAUUGUGUCGGAAUUCGGAAAGGUUAGUG
Messenger RNA from Linum tenue, 1772 nucleotides. The record is from the annotation of a GenBank genome assembly. NCBI's taxonomy places the organism in Eukaryota, Viridiplantae, Streptophyta, Magnoliopsida, Malpighiales, Linaceae.